GCCCCCCAUAAUUCGAGACUCAUCAACAGCACAUACAAUAUCUCUCCAUCCCCCCGCGAUCCAAAUUAUCUACUCGCGAUCUAUCCAAACCCCCUCCCUCGUGGUGGCGCAGAUUAAACUACAUUGUUGUGCCCCCUUUUUUUUGCCCCGCAGUUUUUCCCCUCCACGCCGAUCCCACGCGAUAAGCAGAACUUCGUCGCGAAUUGAAUCGCGAUUCUGAACGACGAGACUGGCAGUUGGGUUUGCGGAUAUCAAGAUAAACCAGUCUCUCCAGCGCGAGGCGCGAAAUACCUACUUCCGACGCUAGAAAAAAAAACAUCGAAAAGCGCGCAACAUCCAUCCACCUGGGAUAUUUGAUAUCCGAUAUCCAAUAUCCAAUAUCCAAUAUUGUCCUAGAGACAAUCUUUCAUCAUACAUCACCAUCACCACAAUGUCCAAAUCCCAACCCCAACCAUCCCGCCGCCUCCUCAUCUUCCAGGAGGCGCGUAACCCGCACAACACAGCCGAAGUGGUCUACCUCCCCGUCAACAAACUGGGACUCCCCAUCUGCGGCGAUGGGCCAGAUCAACCCUCGAUUUUGGAAUUGCCGUUGCGUGUCUUGAAGGUUUUUACGGAUAUUUUUAAUCAGCCUAAGUAUAAGGGGUGGGCUGUUCUCUCGGCCGGUCGUUAUCAUGAUACAUCCGAGGAAGGAAAGUUCUAUGCGGUUGUUUUGGAACAGACUUUUGUGCCGGGGCAGGUACAGGGGCAAGGGACGAUGGAAUUGGGUACUGUGUCGCCGUGAGGAAGUAGGCAUAGACAUAGGAAUUACGAUUGGGAUUAGAAUCCGGGUUAUGAAGGGCUGGUUUUGUAUUAUGCAUUUUUUCUUGUCUUAUUAUUCAUGCGAAUAAAGACUGUACGAUCU
Molecule: messenger RNA, 901 nt
Organism: Penicillium subrubescens
Lineage: Eukaryota; Fungi; Ascomycota; Eurotiomycetes; Eurotiales; Aspergillaceae
Exons: 3
Coding region: 431-781 (116 amino acids)
Source: RefSeq, a predicted model, not a curated record